AGUCAUCGGGAGUCACGAGCAGCGAAGGUCUUUUACUCUGAAAGCCCGCAGCGAAGUGGCGUCGCGCUCCAAGUAGACGUCAUUUCCGCUUGUCCUACUGUGAUGGACACUCAGAAGGAAGCUCUGCGCCGCAUCAUCAACACGUUGGCCAAUAAGAAUGAAGAGCUCCAGUAUUUCCUGGACUCGGUUGACGGCACUCGGACGGGCCUGCAGGAGGAGUCCUGCAAGGUGAUGUCAGAGCUGGAGGCGGAGCUAGAGAAGCUAAGCUCCGCCUUGGAGGAAAGAGGAGCUCAGCUCUGUGACAUCAUCAAAGGGGAGAAGCAAAGAAAGGAGGCGGAGCUUCAGCGGCAGCUGUCCGAGGGGAAGGCUGCCCUGUUGUCCUGCCAGGAGCUGCUGGAGUUCGCAAAUCAGUCGCUGACCAUUACCAACGAAGAAGAGUUUCUGACGGCAGCCAAGGAGAUCAAAGAGCGGGUAACAAUGGCUCCAGCGUUCCGGAUGGCCACUCGGCCCGCGGUGUCAGAAAACAUGUCGCAGUUUACUGUCGACUUCAGUGGCGAGAAGACGGGGCUUCUGCGCCUUAACUUCCUGCCAGUUCCCCGAGCUCCAGAGAUCGACGUCUCCAGCUGCAUCGUCCGUGACAACAGCAUCACAGUCACCUGGCGACCGAGCGACGGCGACGGGCCAAUCGAGCGUUACGAUCUUGAGCAUCAUAAGGCGAACCACGGCGGCGCCCUGAGAGCCGUGGGGGAGGCCGGCUGGGAGAAGAUCAGUGACAUCACAGACACUCAGGUGACGCUCUCAGGUCUGAAGUUUGAUUCGCCAUUCAUCGUCGUCCGAGUCCGGGCGCGAAACAAGGCUGCCGCCGGAGACUUCUCUGAGCCCGUUGCCAUGGAAACCAAAGCGUUUACCUUCGGCUUCGAUACGGCAACGGCUCACGCUGAGCUCAAGAUCCAGGGUGACACGGUCACAUGGGAGCCCCAGGGGGUCAAAGGUCACGACGCACGGCUCAGGGGCAAAGAGAAUAAAAACAGCAGCCGGAGCGCCACUCCGUCGCCCAAUAAGACGGCAGGAAGUCGAGGCGGACGCGAGCGAUUCGCCGGGGAGUCCUACACCGUGCUGGGUGACCAGGAGAUCAAUGGAGGCUGUCAUUACUGGGAGCUCCGCCCCCUCGCUGACUGGAAGUCUCUCAGUGUGGGCGUGGCCUACCGGGGCAGCUUAGGACGCUUUGACCAAUUAGGGAAGAGCUCCACCUCCUGGUGCCUCUACGCCAGCCAAUGGCUGCAGAGCGCGCUGGCAGCCAAACACGGCAACCGAGCGAAGGCCUUGGAUUGGCCGCCGCCGCAGCGAAUCGGCGUUUACUGCGACCAUGACAAUGGAGAACUGAUGUUCAUCGACGUCGAUCGGCUUCGCCUGCUGCACAUCUUCAGGAGCCGCUUCCUGCAGCCGCUCGUCCCCGCCUUCACCGUGUGGUGCGGGGGAAUCUCCGUGGCAACGGGUCUGCAGGUGCCAAGCUUCAUGGGAAAUUUUGUGUCGUCCAAUCACAAUGCAGCGGCAGAUCAAUCCCUCUGAUUAGAUAUUUAUUGAUUUUAUAUUAAUUAUAGAAAAUAUUUCUAGAAGCUUCUUGUAGAUGAAAUUAUAAUCUAUGCAGAUUUUAUGGAUUUGCUCAGACUUUUAUUGUGAAGUACUCAGGAAGAUGAGCAGAUCAACAUGCUGACUUUUCACAUUAAAAGCAUUAAACAUGA
Messenger RNA from Poecilia latipinna (sailfin molly), 1742 nucleotides. It is a transcript of the gene fsd1l, whose product is annotated as fibronectin type III and SPRY domain containing 1-like. The transcript is spliced from 13 exons. The coding region runs from base 103 to 1569 and encodes 488 amino acids. The record is from RefSeq and is a predicted model, not a curated record. NCBI's taxonomy places the organism in Eukaryota, Metazoa, Chordata, Actinopteri, Cyprinodontiformes, Poeciliidae. Gene Ontology annotation, molecular function: protein binding.